AUGGAUCUCGGAGGCUCUCUCAAUGCCGACUCCUCGACCCCUACGGAACCUAUCAUGACGGCCUCCCCUCCCUCGCCGAUGGAGUCCGAGAACGAGCAGACCCCUACAGGUUUGAUCCCCGAGCCAACGGGAUUGUCGCCAACAAAGCCUGUCCAUCCAAAGACCACAGGAAAACCCGAACCGGGAUCUGAAUUUCGGCCCGGUGGUUUAAUUGGACAUUCUACACGCUCCUCGAGUCGAGCACCCAGAAGAUUCAGUGGAAGCACAGCUGCCAGUACAACUGCAAGCUCUAUCAGCGAGAUGGAAUCCAGCUCUCUCAAGCCAUGGAGGAUUGGAGUAUGUGCUUUGGAUGUCAAGGCUCGCAGCAAGCCAAGCCAGAAUAUCCUGACCCGUUUACAAUCAAAGGGUGAUUUCGAGGUGAUUGUUUUUGGUGACAAAGUGAUUCUUGACGAGGCCGUGGAAAAUUGGCCAGUGUGUGAUUUCUUGGUGGCAUUUUUCUCCGACGGAUUCCCCUUAGAUAAGGCGAUUGCGUAUGCGAAGUUGCGGAAACCGCUCUGUGUCAAUGACCUACCUAUGCAAAAGGUGUUGUGGGAUCGGAGGUUGUGUCUGCAGAUCCUCGAUCAUAUGGGUGUUCCCACCCCGAAACGGUUGGAAGUCAACCGUGAUGGCGGUCCAGUUCUGGAAUCGCCCGAACUGGGCCAGCAUAUCUAUCGCCUUACGGGUGUGAAACUUCCAGGUCCGGAAGACGGGACUGGUGGUGGUGCUCCCAGAACUCAGAGUGUCUCUAUGUCCGAGGACGGCGAAUCAUUGAUUGUUGACGGCAAAGUCUUCAAGAAGCCUUUUGUCGAAAAGCCAGUCAAUGGUGAAGACCAUAACAUUCACAUCUACUUCCCCAACGACUCUCAGUAUGGCGGUGGUGGAAGACGGCUCUUCCGAAAGGUUGGCAACAAGAGCUCAGAAUACGAUCCCAAUUUGUCUGUGCCACGAUCGGUUACCGAGAACGAUACAAGUUAUCUGUACGAGCAAUUCCUCAGAGUCGACAAUGCCGAGGAUGUCAAGGCCUACACAGUCGGACCCGAUUUCUGUCAUGCAGAGACACGCAAGUCUCCCGUGGUGGAUGGACUUGUCCGGCGUAACACCCACGGAAAGGAAAUUCGUUACAUCACGAAACUUGGCAAGGAAGAAGCGGCAAUUGCUUCCAAGAUCUCUAAUGGAUUUGGCCAGAGGAUUUGCGGCUUUGACAUGCUCCGUGUGGGAGACAAGAGCUACGUCAUUGAUGUCAAUGGCUGGAGUUUUGUCAAGGACAACAAUGACUAUUACGACAAGUGUGCCAACAUUCUGCGAGAUAUUUUCCUGAACGAGAGACGUAAAUGUGAAGGACCAAUCGAUGCUUCUGAGCCCCCAUCUCCGGACAUCGGACCAUCCAGGAGGAGCACUGCUGGGUCUCAUCGCCAGGCCUUGAAAACAUUGCUGAAGUCUCCUAGCCAUUCCAGACUUUACGGCGUCCAAGGAUCCCACAAAGCAAACGAUAACCUUCCCUCGGAGGUAUCUACUGCCACUCCGUCGGUGGCCUCUUCAUCUGGAGUGGAGAGCGCUGAUAUUGGCGCUGCUCUUAGCAAGCUGAACUCCCGCGAGGGGCACUCUGCUUCUCGUGCCUACAGUCCCUCUAAUGCGAAGUCACCAGCUCUCUCGGUGCAACAUGCCAACGACGAAGCUCUUCCCCCUCUUCCGGCUUCCAAGCACUCUUGGAAAUUGAAGGGAAUGGUCGCAGUGAUUCGUCAUGCAGACCGAACUCCCAAGCAAAAGUUCAAAUUCACCUUCCACAGUCAACCCUUUGUGAACCUUCUCAAGGGCCACCAGGAAGAGAUAGUGAUCAAGGGUGAGGCUGCGUUGUCCAGUGUAUCUGAUGCAGUCAAAGAAGCCAUGGAGAAGGGCCUGGAAGAUAUGGAGAAGCUGAAGUUGCUCCGCACCUCUCUGGAAAAGAAGGGCGGUUGGCCCGGAACCAAGGUUCAGAUCAAGCCCAUGUUCAGAAAGCGGACUGCAGAGGAGAUGGGUGAUACUACACCUGUUGUUUCCACUCCUGGAGCUGUUAUAGGCGAAGAGCCUCUUACACCUGUGCCGGAGGAUCCCGAGCAUGCGGAAACUGAGGAGCUGCGCCAGGCACGAAGUGAUUCCAUCUCUGGUGCAACAUUCUCCCGCUUCUCUGCUGCUGAGAAUGACUUGAUCUUGGAUAAGCUACAGCUUGUGAUUAAAUGGGGAGGAGAGCCUACUCAUGCUGCCCGUUAUCAAUCGCAGGAUCUUGGAUUGAACAUGCGCGAUGAUCUGAAGUUGAUGAACAGGGAGGCACUCAACAACGUUCGUCUGUUUACCAGCUCGGAACGCAGAGUGAGCACUAGUGCACAAAUUUGGGCCUGUUCAUUCUUAGACCAGAAGGACAUCCCCGAAGACUUGAUUCAGGUCCGCAAGGACUUACUUGACGACUCCAAUGCUGCCAAGGAUGUCAUGGAUAAAGUCAAGAAGAAGCUUAAAUUGCUCCUGAGAGAAGGAUCGGCGCCUUCGCAAUUCGCUUGGCCCAAGGAUAGCAACAUCCCAGAGCCUUCGGUUGUGCUCGCCACGGUCGUCGAACUGAUGAAGUUCCACCGUAGCGUGAUGCGACACAACUUUGAGAAGAUUGCCAGUUCAUCGCACCUCACACCUGCUACAUCCAAUGAUAUCGAUGCUGCCCAGGCUGAUGGUACUCCAUCUGAACACCCCAGUAUCGAGAACAUUCAGGGUCGUUGGUGCGCGGGUGAAGAUCCCCGGCUCUUCAAGGAGCGAUGGGAGAAGCUCUUCGCAGAAUUCUGCGACACUGAGAAGGUUGAUCCUAGCAAGCUUUCUGAGUUGUACGACAGCAUGAAAUUCGAUGCCCUCCACAAUAGGCAAUUCCUCGAAUGGGUCUUCAUGCCUCCAGAUAUUGCCGUUGAUGAGGAUGACAAUGCCAGCUUGAAGGGCAAGAGCCCAAAGUCAGAAGUUGGGGAAUCUAAGCAAGCGCAGGAGUCUGGAAGCGAAAAACCCGAAGAAACUCAGACAUUUGCUCAUCGCUUCGGGUUGAAGAAGCGUAGCGUGCUCGAGUCACUCCCCCACCUCCGGGCGCUGGAUGAUUCAUAUGAUCACUACUUCAAGCUUUUCCCUGGUGCCAAGUCUUCCAAGUGCAAGAUGGAUGAACGACUCUCUAAGCUCCGGGAGCUGUACAAGCUGGCCAAGGUCCUGUUUGACUAUGUGACACCCCAGGAAUACGGUAUUACCGAUAGUGAGAAGCUGGAGAUUGGUCUCCUAACAUCCCUCCCUCUUCUGCAAGAGAUUGUCCGAGACCUGGAAGAAGUGCAAGCAUCACAGGAUGCCAAAUCUUUCUUCUACUUCACUAAGGAAUCUCACAUCUAUACCCUCUUGAACUGCAUCCUGGAAGGGGGAAUCCAAACCAAGAUUGCCAGGAGCGCCAUACCCGAGCUAGACUAUCUCUCUCAGAUCUGCUUCGAACUAUAUGAGGCUCGGGAUAGCGAGUCAGACUCCUACUCCUACUCCAUCCGCAUCUCCGUCAGUCCCGGCUGUCACGCCUUUGAUCCUCUUGACGUGCAACUCGACUCGAGGCACGCCAUCGGCUGUGCCCCGCGACGAAGCUUGACAGCUCACCAGGACUGGAAGGAGGUGAUUGAAACAUUGAAGGCCAAAUUUAAUACGGUGGAACUUCCUAAAACCUUCAUCGCAGUUAACCUGAGCGACAAGCAUACCGCUCAUCCUGAUGAAGACGCCCCGCACGAGGCCUCUGGUCAAUAA
This is a messenger RNA of Penicillium antarcticum, 3813 nucleotides long. Its product is annotated as inositol polyphosphate kinase VIP1. Gene Ontology annotation, molecular function: diphosphoinositol pentakisphosphate kinase activity; 5-diphosphoinositol pentakisphosphate 1-kinase activity; inositol hexakisphosphate kinase activity. NCBI's taxonomy places the organism in Eukaryota, Fungi, Ascomycota, Eurotiomycetes, Eurotiales, Aspergillaceae. The record is from RefSeq and is a predicted model, not a curated record. Gene Ontology annotation, biological process: inositol metabolic process; inositol phosphate biosynthetic process. The transcript has 3 exons. The coding region runs from base 1 to 3813 and encodes 1270 amino acids. Gene Ontology annotation, cellular component: cytosol.